AUGGCAGCCUUCCGUUUCCACACAGAUCGAAAAAGAACCAAAGCUACUAUACAUAUAUACCUACGCAAUACAAGCUCGUAUCGACCACUGCUUUGGGCCCUGCUGACCAAUAUCCCUAUGCAGACAAAUCAGGAAACACAGACCGCUCCCACUCCCCCCCACCAGCUGCUGUUCAACGGCCAGCCCAUUCCUGCGAAUCUCGCAGAGCCAGAAACUUGCUUCGCGUAUAUCAAAGCCAAGAUAAUCGAUUGUCUGCUCUUAGAGGUGCAUGGGCAGCGUGACCGUUUCGCCGUCGACGCAUACGCCCAGAUCGGCAGCCAAGACCAAGUGCAGACCGUGGUGCGUCGCUUACUCGUAAAGCUCGCCGAGAAAAAACAACCCGUGCUGAUGUACUCGUAUGGGAAGCAUGUUCAAAGAUUACUGAGCACAGUGGAAACGCUAAAGAAACAGCUGUGUGAUCGGGAGUUUCCCUUUGAACAGUUUAAUCAUAUGAGUUGUUUUGUGCAUGUGCGUGUGGGGAGGAACGAAUUACUAGAACAGAGGAUUAAUAUUCCGGUGCUUGUUGUAGUGAUUGCGCCUGAGGGAGAGUUUUUUAGUAUGUCUAAUUUCCAGAAGCAAUGA
Molecule: messenger RNA, 621 nt
Organism: Eremothecium cymbalariae DBVPG#7215
Lineage: Eukaryota; Fungi; Ascomycota; Saccharomycetes; Saccharomycetales; Saccharomycetaceae
Gene: POP6
Product: ribonuclease P/MRP protein subunit POP6
Exons: 1
Coding region: 1-621 (206 amino acids)
Molecular function (GO): nucleic acid binding
Source: RefSeq, a predicted model, not a curated record